Molecule: messenger RNA, 2706 nt
Organism: Seriola dumerili (greater amberjack)
Lineage: Eukaryota; Metazoa; Chordata; Actinopteri; Carangiformes; Carangidae
Gene: rhbdf2
Product: rhomboid 5 homolog 2
Exons: 19
Coding region: 181-2688 (835 amino acids)
Biological process (GO): regulation of protein secretion; regulation of epidermal growth factor receptor signaling pathway
Cellular component (GO): endoplasmic reticulum membrane
Molecular function (GO): serine-type endopeptidase activity
Source: RefSeq, a predicted model, not a curated record
UAGUAGACACUGGUGGACAGUAGCCUACAGUACCGUAGCACUUCGGACAAAUACCCUCUGCUAAUGAAUAAUAAGCCACUUAUUUCUUCUUGGAGGAUCUACAAACGAAGAUCUACGUAGAACUUGGUGGAUUUUAAGAAGAAGAAGUGAUGAGGCAUUUAUCUGAAGCACUCUGACAGGAUGGCAUCACAGGAGGGGAAGGAGCCCCCUCCAAACAGAGGUCAAUCAGAUAGCCGUCUAAAGAGUAAGAAGCCGCCCAGCCUUGUAAUAGCCAUCCCUCCACCAGAGGUGAUGUCCCACGACCCUGCGAAACAGCCGUUGCGACCAUCUCUGAAAAAAAGUGAGAGUGGUCAAGCAACCGGUUCUGUGUCGGAGAGCGUGAGCGGAGCCGGCGAUGGAGGCUUCUUAUCCAGAGACAGAAGGCCAAAGUUGGGUAGACAAACCUCACUCUCUCAGAGUAUUCGCAGGAAUACAGCCCAGUGGUUUGGCGUGGGGGACGACUGUGAGACCAAGCAGCAGGUAUGGCAGAGGAAGAGCCUGCGUCACUGCAGCCAGCGCUAUGGCAAGCUGAAGGCCCAGUAUAGAGAGCCGGACACAGCCACCAGUAUCGACCAGGGCCCGGACUCACCAGCCACACACAAGAUGCCCAAGAUUGUGGAUCCGCUGGCACGGGGAAGAGCCUUCCGUUGCCCAGAUGAGGUGGACAGUCGCUCCCCCAGGACACCCCACGCCACUCAGGGAGUUCCUGUCACACCGGGGAUUACCUCACUGAGCUCUUUCACUAGCCAGCGCUCCGGGUACAGUCGCUUCCCCAGACGCAAGAGGGAGUCCGUCGCCCGCAUGAGCAUUCGAGCUGCGUCCAACCUGCUGAGGGGUCGUAGUGGCUUGGCAGGCUCCCAGACAGGUCGCAGUUUCCCCAGGAGGAGCUUUGCCAGGCCCAGCUGGUUGGAUGAGGACACGGUGGACUCUGCAGACACGUCUGAGUCGCUCUUCUUCAGUAAGGUCGAUGCCCAUGAUGAACUCUACUCUAUGGCUGAUGAUGUGUUUGAAUCUCCUCCCAUGUCGGCAGCUUUUGCUCCCUGCGAACAGCCUGACCAGAAGUUCCCAAGCCUUAAGGACGUAUCUCGGAUGCCCAAGACACCAACAGUAGUGCCUGAAAAGAUUCAUCCUCGUCGGGGGCGUCGCAUCGCCUCCCAAGUUAAGCAUUUUGCAUUUGACAGACAUAAGCGUCAGUACGGCAUGGGCGUUGUGGGGAAGUGGCUGAACCGGCACUACCGACGCAGCCUCAGCAGCAACGUCCAGAAGCAGCUGGACGACUUCCACAGCCACAGGCCCUACUUUACCUACUGGAUCACAUUUGUCCAUAUAGUGAUCACACUGCUGGCCUGCUGUACAUAUGGUUUUGCCCCUGUGGGGUUUGCACAACAUUCUACAUCUGAACUGGUGCUGAAGAACAAGGGGAUUUAUGAGAGUGUCAAGUAUAUCCAACAGGAGAACUUCUGGAUUGGUCCAAGCUCUGAGGACUUGAUUCACCUGGGGGCCAAGUUCUCACCAUGCAUCCGUCAGGACAUACAGAUAGUGAGUCUGAUCCAGAAGGCCAAAGAUCUGGAGAAAGAGUCUGGCUGCUGCGUCCAGAAUGACAACUCUGGAUGUGUGCAGACCCUCAGCUCCGACUGCUCCGAGACGCUGGCCACAUUUAUUAAAUGGAACAAUGAGCAUGUGGAUAUCAGCAGGUCCUCUGGUUCUGUCUGUCACCAGGAUCCCAGAGUGUGUGAAGAGCCUGCCUCUGCAGAGCCCCAUACAUGGCCAGAUGACAUCACCCAGUGGCCGGUGUGUACAUAUCCCAAGAAGUGGAACCAGACAGGUUACAGACACAUGGACUGUAAAAUCAAGGGACGGCCAUGCUGCAUAGGAACCAAGGGCAGAUGUGAGAUCGCCACCAGAGAGUAUUGCACUUUCAUGCAUGGUUACUUUCAUGAAGAUGCCACACUCUGCUCACAGGUCCACUGUCUGGAUGACGUGUGCGGGUUGCUGCCCUUCCUUAACCCUGAUGUUCCAGAUCAGUUCUACCGUCUCUGGCUCUCUCUCUUCCUCCAUGCUGGGCUUUUACACUGCGUGGUGUCAGUGGUGUUCCAGAUGACCAUUCUGAGAGACCUUGAGAAGCUGGCAGGUUGGGUCCGCAUCUCCAUCAUUUAUAUCCUCAGUGGAAUCACUGGAAACCUCGCCUCUGCCCUGUUUCUGCCCUACAGAGCUGAGGUGGGUCCAGCAGGGUCUCAGUUUGGUCUCCUGGCUUGCCUGUUUGUUGAGCUGUUUCAAGGUUGGCAGAUGCUGGAGAAGCCAUGGAAGGCCUUUAUCAAACUGUUGGGCAUCGUCCUCUUCCUCUUCAUGUGUGGCCUGCUGCCGUGGAUCGACAACAUCGCCCACAUCUUUGGUUUCCUCAGUGGCUUGUUGCUCUCCUUCGCCUUCCUGCCCUAUGUCACUUUCGGGACUUUUGACAUGUACCGGAAACGUAUCCUCAUUGUUGUCUCAAUGGUGGCCUACACUGGGCUGUUCUCUUCCCUCAUCGUUUGGUUUUAUAUUUACCCCAUUAACUGGCAUUGGCUGGAGCAUCUCACCUGCCUGCCCUUCACAAACAAGUUCUGUGAAAAGUACGACAUAGACCAUGACAUUAACGAUGUGGUACACUAGUCACAAGGCUCCUCAUGA